AUGAAAACGCAUAACCCAGAAAGGGAUGUGUGUCGAUGUCCAAGGGAAGGCUGUGGUAGAACCUACACAACUGUGUUCAAUCUCCAGAGCCAUAUUCUCUCUUUCCAUGAGGAAAGGCGUCCGUUUGUGUGUGAACACGCUGGCUGUGGCAAAACUUUUGCCAUGAAACAGAGUCUCAGUAGGCACGCCGUUGUGCACGACCCCAACAGAAAGAAAAUGGAGCCCAAAGUAAAACAAGCUUGUAGAAAACGGAGUUUGUCUUCCCGUCUCAGUGGAUACAUUCCUCCUAAAGGGAAACAAGCACACGGCUUAUCUUUGCCUAAAACUGGAGAGCUGCUGAACUGCACUGAGGACAGAGUGCUCUCGACAGUGGCAGUACUUACUCUCAGCUAA
Pipistrellus nathusii (Nathusius's pipistrelle) is the source of this 393-nucleotide messenger RNA. Lineage: Eukaryota; Metazoa; Chordata; Mammalia; Chiroptera; Vespertilionidae. The record is from the annotation of a GenBank genome assembly.